GCGGCGUUUAAACACAGUCCUGGUGCGACUCCGCGCCCACGUCCCGGAACUAGAUUGUGUUUCCCUAUGCUGAUCGCGCGGUGAGCCGCAAUGGAGUCCUCAGUCUUGGAAACUGAUUCAGUUAUUUCAAGAACAAAGAGGCAUGUAAGAGACAGAAGAAUUUCAAAGACUGCAAAACUGAAUGUUUCUCUCGCUUCAAAAAUCAAAACAAAAAUAAUAAAUAAUUCUUCUAUUUUCAAGAUUUCUCUAAAGCACAACAACAGGGCAUUAGCUCAGGCUCUUAGUAGAGAGAAAGAGAAUUCUCGAAGAAUUACAACUGAAAAGAUGAUAUUGCAAAAAGAAGUGGAGAAACUGAAUUUUGAGAAUAUGUUUCUUCGUCACAAGCUAAAUAACUUGAAUAAGAAGCUUAUAGAAAUAGAAGCACUCAUGAACAACAACUUAAUCACUGCGAUUGAAAUGAGCAGUCUUUCUGAGUUCCACCAGAGUCCUUUUUCACUGCCAGCUAGCAAGAAGAAACAAAUUAGUAAGCAGUCCAAGUUGAUGCGUCUUCCGUUUGCAAGAGUUCCAUUAACUUCAAAUGAUGAUGAUGAUGAUGGUGAUGGUGAUGAUAAAGAGAAAAUGCAGUGUAACCAGUCUGUUUUAUCAGAGGCACCACCUGAUAUUCCCUCUUCAGCAUCAACAAAGCGGUCUUUAUCUGCACGGCAUAAUUUGGAAGAGUUACUUCAGAAAGAAAAUAACCAAAUUAUAUAUAGUCUGGAUGACUCAGAACAUAUUUCUUCUCUUGUGGAUAUACUUCCCAAAGAAAGCUGUUCUUCUUCAGACCAAAGUUUCAAGAGUUCUCUAAGUGCAAUGGGAAAUACCACAUCAGUUGUUCCCAGCAGGGCUAAGCAGUCUCCUAGUAACGUGACUGAAAGGAAGAAACAUAGGUCAUCCCGGGGAUCAGCCAAUUUGCCUGCAGACACACCUUGUACAACAAAUAUAGAUGAAGAACAAUGCAUUUCAGCUCCAGAAUUAAAUUUGACGAAUGAGUUAAAUGAUUGCACUCAGGAAACAAAUAAUAAAACUCACAGAAAUGGCCAGUGUCUUCCUGGCUUAUCUUCUGGAUCUGCAAGUGAACCUAAUGCAAAGCAGGUGAAUCAACUGCAAGAUAAUGAUGACUUGCAACUACAGAAAACUGUGUAUGAUGGUGACAUGGAUUUAACUGCUAGUGAAGUCAGCAAAAUUGUUACAGUUUCAACAGGCACUAAAAAUAAAAGUAAUAAAAGUGUAAGUGAUUGUCAAACAAAAACUUUUAGAAAAGUGAAAGAUCCACGCGCUGAAAGAAAGAAAGAAAGGUCAAAGAGAAAAUAUAAAAGUAAUUCAGUUGUGGAUACUGAGGAAAAGAUUGAAAACAGACCAGAAAGAAGAUCUGUUGUCCUGGAUGACAAAAGUAAUUCAGAAGACCUACAUUUUUUUACUUUUAGUACUGAACAGCUGGCUCAAGUGAACACUCUGAAGGAAAUAACCCCCAGUAAGAACUUCAACUCAGAUGACAGAGGUAAUACACAGUGUAAUAAAAAGAAGAGAACAACAUAUGUAAUAAAUGAGCAAAAAGAAAUACACUCUUUCUCUCAAAGUUCAGAUCAGUUCCUUCAAGAGGGUAAAUUUGAUUUGGGUCAGAAUUCCAUAGCUGGAAAUAGAAGUAAAGCUUCUAGGCAGACAUUUGUGAUUCAUAAGUUAGAAAAAGGAAUUGUAUUCCCAACCCAAAAGGGUAAAGAAACCACUUCUGAAAAUCUAGGAAUCACAGAUGAACCUGAAACAGCCAAUUUUUUCACCAAAGAUACUGGAAAUUUAUGUAAUUAUGAGACCCAGGAUAUGCUGAAUUUGAACAAGUAUGUCACUGAUAUGCAGGCUGCUCAGCAAAAUGAAUCAAAAAUAAACAAACCUGAGCGUAAAAUAAAUCGGAAGACAGAAAUAAUUUCCAAAAGAAACCAGAUACAUGAGACUGAUGAUAGAGAUUUGCACAGACUAGAAAACAGUAGCUUUUUGUCUGAAACCCAACAGGAAAAAGAAACCAUGUCUGGAAACCUAGAAGUUACAGAACAAUUUCAAGCACUUCAUUUCAUCAGAGAUAAUGGAUAUGAGACCCAGAAUGUGUUGGGUUGGCAAAAGCAGAUCACCAGUGUGUAUCCUGUUCAAGAGAAUGAAUCAAAAGUUAAUAAGCUUAGGCAGAGAGUAAGUCGGAGAACAAAAAGAAUUUCUGAAGUGGACCAUUUAAAUAAUGCCAAAAGUGUGCAUUGCCUGGAAACGGAUAGUUAUUUCUUUCCAACUCAAAAGGAUAAAGAGAUCAUCCCUGGAAAUCUGCAAGACCCGAGUGAGUUUCAAACAUCUGUUCUUCCUACCAAAGAUAGUGGAAACCUUUAUGAAGGGGUGAUAAAACAUGUCCAUGCUGUGCCGCCUGCCUGUCAAAAUGCUUCAAAAACAGACAAGAAACUUAGACAAAAGGUCUGUCGAAAAACAGAAAUAAUUUCUGCAGUGAACCAAACACAUGAGAUUGGUGACAAACCUUUGUGUGACCUAGAAAACAGUAACUUCUUUUCUCCAACCCCAAAAUAUAAAGAAGCCGUUUCUGGAAACAUGCAAAUCACAAAUGAAUUUCCAACAGCUGUUCUUCCCACUAAAGAUAAUGGAAAUCUAUGUGACUAUGACACCCGUGAUAUAUUGGAUUUGCAAAAGCGUGCCACUGAUAGGGAAGCAACUGAGAGAAAUGAUCCAAAAAUAAAUAAGAAGCUUAGGCAGAAAGAAAAUCGGAAGACGGUAAUAAUUGGUGAAGUGAACUGGAUAUGUGGAGAUGAUGAUAAAGGAGUGCUUGGUCAGGAAAGCUUUCCAAAAGACUUUGACUUUAAAAUUAGUAAAUCUAAACAAGGACUUGACUGUCAGGGCACCAGUGGACACUAUGUGAGUACCAACAGUAAUGAAAACAGUCACCAAAUUUUAGAUCCUUACAAACUAGCCAACAAGUAUAGAAAGAAAUCUGGCAAAGCAAGGGAUAAGAACAAACCUAUUGCGAAGUUGACAGAUUCUUCCCAGACAUCUCUCUCCUUAGAAUUUGGUUUGCAAAAUGUUGCUAAUGAAGCAGAUGCUGAUGCAGGCAACCAAACUGACCACUGUAACAGUGAGAAGCACAGUGCUCUGCCUUUGAGUAAAAGAAGAGAUACUUUCUUUAUAGAGAUGGUAAAAGAAGGAGAAAGCCAGAAGAAAAAAGUAAAUAAAGUGACUUCCAAAUCAAAGAAAAGAAAGACUUUUCUAGCUACCUCUCCAGAUACACAUGAAGUAAUGGGAGUAAUGCCUGACAUUAUUCGAAGAAAGUCAGUUGACUGUGGACAGACUGACAAGGAAAAUUAUUUGGAGAAUGAGCAAAUGGUCACAGUAAAGCCAGACUUUUGCACCGAAAAGUUUAAAUCUUUUUCUCGGAUAUAUUCACCUAACAUAAAAGAUUCUUCCUUUCACAGUGUUCAUAAGAGUUCAAUACCUCUGAGUUUUUCUUCUAGUAAAAGUCUGGUAGUAAAAGAAACUUUUGCCCUGGAAUGCUCACCAGUGUUUCAAGCAAGUGAGGAUGUACAUGAGAAGGUGAAAGAGAUGAAGCUUAAAGUCAACCAGAAAACAAAAAAAUCAGAAAUAGGUGUUAGAACAUUACAGGACUUGACAAAUACCAAUUUUGUUUCUUGUGACACUGCAAAAUCUGAAAAUGUGUUAGAAGAUCCUUCCUCAGAGCUUCCGAGGAAAAGAAGGAGAUGUGUACCUCUCUCUCUGAAAGAGCCGAGUCUCAGAAGGAAGAUGAGAAGAUGAGGUGAAGUUUGUGGAUUUUGUUUUUUUCUGAAUUCCCAGCAUAAGUCACAACAGAAGUAUAACAAGGAUCAAGAAGAUGGAAUACUCAAUAAAAAGCACCUUUUUUUGUUAUUGUUUUGGGACUAUUUGUGGAUUGUUUAUUUAUCCAUUAUGUUGAUAAAUAUAUGUGUAUAAGAUAUUAUUUUAUAAUAAUAAACCUUAAAAAUUUUUUGGUCAUCA
Messenger RNA from Ochotona curzoniae (black-lipped pika), 4047 nucleotides. It is a transcript of the gene SGO2, whose product is annotated as shugoshin 2. Bases 91 to 3828 code for a protein of 1245 amino acids. The record is from RefSeq and is a predicted model, not a curated record. Gene Ontology annotation, cellular component: chromosome, centromeric region. NCBI's taxonomy places the organism in Eukaryota, Metazoa, Chordata, Mammalia, Lagomorpha, Ochotonidae. The transcript has 9 exons.